Molecule: messenger RNA, 1278 nt
Organism: Lodderomyces beijingensis
Lineage: Eukaryota; Fungi; Ascomycota; Pichiomycetes; Serinales; Debaryomycetaceae
Source: the annotation of a GenBank genome assembly
AUGACUGCUUACGAGAGGGUAUGUUUCUGUCCAUCUACAGAGAAACAACGGAAAAGAGAAGACACAGUUGCCUGCUAGCUGGCUGAGCGCGCCCCCAACCCCACUUCUCCCUCCAUCCCCAAAGGCCAACGGCAAACAGGGAGACAGAGAGAUCUUGCAAUCUCCAAGACGCAUACUAACUAUUCACCGCAGCUAAGUAAUGACGAGAGUACCGCUCAUGACGUUUCACCUUCGCGGAGUAGCAUGAGCAACACCAUGAAUUCUUCAACUAGAUUAUCCAUAGAUUCCGACACGCAGACAGCUCACAGCCCCGCCUCGUCUUCGUCUCCACCUUCAUCUUCGGCUAACCCUUCCUCCGCCACCGUUGUUGAUCUCGAGUCGCAGCAACGGCCACGUCUCACGCCGGCACAACGGGCACUACGAGUAUUCAACCAUUUUGUCCCCAUCCAACAGACUUACCAUCGUAUAUCGAAUGGAAUCCAGCAUGGACGCAUGGAGCGCAAUGUGCCCGGGAGAUUUAUCGGGCAGGGCACCGAUGGUGUUUUCCAGAACCUCAUGGCUAAACCGGAUACUGCUGCCGUGUUGCAGCAGCAGCAGCGCGAGCUUCAUCCGCCCACGUACGAGGAAGCUAGCCAGGACCUGAGCCCGGAGUAUUGGGAACUGACGAUGAUUUCACCCAUGUAUGAAGACGAGGUGUUUGUGCAGGGUUUACCCAUGGGCAACAUUGCCAAUUUCGCAUGGAAUGCGCUUGUCACCAUUGCGUUUCAGUUUGUCGGCUUCAUCUUGUGCUAUUUAUUGCAUACUUCUCAUGCUGCCAAACAGGGGUCUCGCUUUGGACUAGGGGUCAAUUUGAUCAUGUAUGGAUGGAACGUGAUGCCUGUCAACACGGGCAAUGCCAAUGAGAAGCCGCAGAAGUUGAUUAUUGACGAUGCGAAUGACUUUGACAUUGACAAGAAUGCCAAGUUUACCGGUAGAGUCGAUAACUAUGUCGCUAGUGGCGUGUUUGUGCAGGGUGCCAAUGACGCAGCUGACGAUGCGUUGGGCGGAGGCAGUUAUGCUAAUGCUCCCUACGUCGCGUAUGGAUUGAUAGCAUUUGGACUCUUUGUGAUUUUGAAGAGCUGUGUUGAUUACUACAAGAUUAAGCAGAUGGAGAAGCAGAUUUUGAACCCUUCGGUGAGCAGCGCGGUCGAGACCCAAACUGUCACUGGUCAAGUUGAAAACGACGAAGAGUCUUCUGGAAGCGACCACGAAGAACAUCACCGUGAACAUGAACGGUAA